AUUAUUUAUCUUCUUCGAUUCAUUGUAGAGAAAAGAUUUAGUUCUGAAAUGGAGACAGCGAUAAGCUUUCCACGUAGAGUAUUCCGAGGAUCUCAUGGUAGAUACCUCAGAUCUUUCAUUUAGUCGAAAAGCAUACUUGUGAGACGUACAUCAGUGAUUUUUUCAUCCUCAAAAUGUUCAGUAAACAGCGUGAAAAUAUAUUUGAAAGUGAGGACAGUAGUGAUGACGAAAUCUAUAACUAUUGUUCGAAAUGCCCAAAAUCACCCCAAAUGUAUUUGGAAUGUUUUAACAAAUACUAUGCAUAAUGUAAUAUUUUAUCCAGAAUAUAAAUUAAGAAAAGGUAUGGUAUAAUGUGUUUUUAAUAUUUUUAUGUUGUGUAUUCUAUAUAUAAUAUCCUAUAUUUAAUUAACUCGAACAAGAAGAACGUCACCCAUACUUUGGUGAUGGGGUCCCCACGGAAGUAUACCCGUCACAUAGCUAUGGGUGACGUUGCGACGAACGUGUUAAAGAUCAAAAAUAUUUUGUCUACGAUUGCAUGUUUGCAAAAUUUCCUAUAUUUAUAGUAGUUGUACUUCAUGACAUAACGAAAUGUUCAUUUCUAUACUUAAAACAAUUAGAAAAUCAAAUAGAUUUUACAUUUCAUACUUGGAAAAAUUUAAAUUUAAAUUAAAAUUUAAAAUUUUAUAAAUCACGCUUUAACAUGAUACAUGUUGCUUAUUGAUCAAACAACUUAUCCAAAGUAAGUGUACUUUAUUAUAUUUCAAGAAUGCAUACGUUUGUGUAUAGACUUAUUUUUUGUGCAAAAAUUACAGAUUGUGAGAAUAUAGUAGAAGUAUUUGAUAAUUCAAUAAAGAAAAAUAUUACACAACAUAUUACAGGAUUACUGCUUGUUUAUUCUGAUUUUGUGAUUCAUUUAAUCGAAUCUUUAGAAGAUGAUGGAUUUCGACUGUGUCACGAAGUACUUAUUAACAAUUCCGGCAUAAUGACGGAUAUUAAAUGUUUGUACGUACAAAAUGAUGCAAACAAAAGAUUUUUUAAGAAAUGGUAUUUCCAGAGAAUGAAUGAUGAUGCAUUAAAGAAUGACGAAUUAGAAAAACUUGAGGAUAAUUUUGAAAAUAUUUGCUCUAUAUAUGAAGUAAUAAUUUUAAAUUUGUUUAAAUUGUAUAUUGAGUUAUGGAAUAAAUGGAAAUUAGAGAAUUAUGAAAAUUUUAAUGAAUAUUUGGAUUUAAUAGCUGUAAACGGUCAUUUGAACAUUCCAUCCAGGGGGAGUAUAAAAUUUGUACUUCAAAGUGUCUGGGGAUAUAACUUAACAUCACUGGUAAAGAAUUAUUAUAGUUUAAACUAUGCCUCCAAUUUUGAUGAUUAUUCGUCAGUCUCCGAAAUAAUACAAGAAAUUAAUUAUAAUUAUAACAAAUAAGUUUGGGAAAUGUUAAUUAUAUAAUAAAAUAUACGUCGAAAGAAAAUUGUGAACUAUAUAUCUCAAUAAAUUCUUAGUUAAAUAUA
This is a messenger RNA of Bombus terrestris (buff-tailed bumblebee), 1503 nucleotides long. RefSeq lists its product as uncharacterized. The transcript is spliced from 2 exons. The record is from RefSeq and is a predicted model, not a curated record. Bases 767 to 1417 code for a protein of 216 amino acids. NCBI's taxonomy places the organism in Eukaryota, Metazoa, Arthropoda, Insecta, Hymenoptera, Apidae. Gene Ontology annotation, molecular function: blue light photoreceptor activity; FAD binding.